AUGCAGUCAGAACACCACGACGGCGGAGAUACCAUCAACUGCAACUCGUUGCCCUGGCUCCCGCUGGCACCCAACGUCUGGGUCCGGAUUGUGAAGAUGGACGCCGAAACAGGCUCAUACACCAUCAUGGUGCGCGCCGAGCCCGGGGGUGUGCUUCCUCGUCACCGCCAUCUAGCCAACGCAGCCAUCUACAUCAUCAAGGGCAACGGCGCCCACCCGCAGACCGGCGCCUUCAAGCAGGGAGACUUUGUGACCGAGCGCGAUGGCGCCACCCACGAGCCGCUGCACUUCCACGAAGAGUGCGAGUUGCUCAUGAUUAGCGACGGGCCCUCGGCCUUCUUGGACGACGCGGACAGAACCCUGUUUUUGAUGGAUGUGCCCAUGCUGCAAGGGCUUCAAGCCGCCGCCUCUGCCUGA
Molecule: messenger RNA, 417 nt
Organism: Penicilliopsis zonata CBS 506.65
Lineage: Eukaryota; Fungi; Ascomycota; Eurotiomycetes; Eurotiales; Aspergillaceae
Exons: 1
Coding region: 1-417 (138 amino acids)
Source: RefSeq, a predicted model, not a curated record